Molecule: messenger RNA, 6457 nt
Organism: Amoebophrya sp. A120
Lineage: Eukaryota; Dinophyceae; Syndiniales; Amoebophryaceae
Source: the annotation of a GenBank genome assembly
AUCGUCCUAGUAUGUGAAGCUGAAGUUGCAUGCUGUUGCAGGAAGACGAGGACAGAGAAGUAAGCUUGAAUACCGAUCAGUACACCCUCUCCUCGUGCUCGUCCCUGCCGAAAUAAUCUGAAGAUGGCCGCUCCCGCUUCAGAUCACGAGGCGAUGAAUCUGCUUGAGUGGAGCGGCUCCGGUUCGUCGGAACAAGGUGGCGCCGCCAACAGACCUGGUGCCACACCGGAUGACGCUGGAAACACCACGAACCAUCCGUCCAGCCUCGGCGCUACCAUCUUUCCGGCGACUACAGCAGCCGCAGAAGAACUGACGGCCCAAAUCGUGCCCCCUUCUGCAGUGCUGCCUGUGCCAAUACCAGAAACAGGACCAGCAGCGGAAAACCACACAACUGACCAGCUACAACAAACGUUGAUGCACACCACCGCUACUGUUGCGCCCACGUUGGACGCCUCGCAAGGCUCCGACAAAGAACUUCUCGGGGGCGUCUAUGGGAUCAUUCAGGGCGGUUUGAACGUGUACGAAGAAAAUCAAAAGCCAACAGCAGAGUCAAGGCCAGAGGGUGGACGACAACCGGAGCUGGAGCCUCGACAACUCUCUGCGCAGGAGGAGAAAAUUGCAGGUCUUGAUGUUCAUCGUGCCCCGAGCGGGGAAGAAGAAUCAGCCCCGGAGGCCUCCCUACCGCCGAGAAGAGAUGAUAACGAUGACGAUACCGAACAAGAGGUCGAACAAAACUCCGUAAACGUAAACCGCUACAACCCCAGUGCUACAACACCCGCCGCAACAAGUCCAGCCCCGCAACCGCCAGCGGCUUCGCCGUCAAUCGGCAUCGCGCGAAGUACUAAAGCUGCUGCUUCCACUGUUUCUGAAGCAGCAGGAGCCGCAGGCACUAACAGUUCUUCCUUUUCCUCGUAUCCUGUUCCGCGCAUGACCGGGCGGAACACCACACUGCCUGGCGAGGGAUAUAAUAACACGUUUUUCGAUCGCGACGCAACACUUCGCGCAGCCGAAGAAGAGGCUAGCAGACGCAUGUCCGCACCUGCCGUGGCGCAGCACCAGCCGAGGCCGGAGGGACCGUCGGCGGUCCACCAUAUGACUACAGGAGUCCUCGGGGACCAGAACGAUGUUGAGCCAGUGGCAAGUUCUUUCCCGUCGUCCUCCCGCGCUGGCCGCCCACAGUUCUACGAGCACACCCAGCCGGAUAAUCCACCCGUCCCAGAAGACGUGACGACAACCUCAAGCGCAAGUGCCAGUGCCACGGAACGAGUAGAUGCGGCACAGCAUGUUGAUGGAGCAUCGUCGUGGGUGCGGCCGAAGCAAGCUCCAGGUAUUAAUUCAGCUACGACAACUGCUGGUGGGACGAACAUGCAGACAGCGACGGGACACGGACAGACCGCUGGGCGGGUUUUACAGGGUAUCCUGCGAAGAGAGGAAGACGAAGUUCCGGAGGACCACGCGCAACAAUCCGCGUACAGCAGCGAUGAGUACGACGACGACGCCUUCAUGACGCAAAAAAUUACGCAGGCCCAAGUGGCGCAGCGGGUACUGGACGCCGGUAUUGUUACGCAGAAGACGACACAGGCGGAAGCGCAAAAGCGUGUCGACCGAGGACGACAGAACAAUCGAAACCUGCAAGCAGGAACAGCGGAGAGAAAAAUCCUAACGAAGGAACAGGAGAUGAGAGGGGCUACAAACAAACGGUCGACUGCCGGGGAGUCGCGAUUUGAAGUUGGAAACGCCGUUUCAGGGGCGUCCCUCUCCUCGCCGAACCCUUCCACGACGGAGGCUACCUCUCCGAAAGUCACCUUCGAGUAUAAUGAGCUGGAUCGCAUAGAGUCGGCGGAAAGUUACCUGCAACGAGCACUGGCUUUUCCUAGGCGCAACAACAACCGCGCAUCGCAGGUGUGGAAGAGUUCACUGGUGCUUUCAGCAGAGGACGAGAAUUUUGUGAAGUGGAACCGCAGGACGGCGGCGGGACUGUAUUCUUUUUCUUUUUGAUAAACAUCAACGAUGAGGAUCAGGAUGAUAAUAUUUUUGGUGUGAUGAUGUUGAUGUGUGCUACAUCAGUGUGUUGUAUUGUUUGCUGUAGUACGUACUUACGUGUUUCAUCAUGAUGCAGGCAUCUGAAUUUCAAAUUCUCUGUUUUUUUAUGAAAUAAUUCAUUGACUCCACAACUUCAUCUCUAUCUUGUUAAUGGUUAUGGUCACUCGGUUGCACUUCUAUCUUCAGGUACUACGCCUUCUUUGCCGUCUCCUUUGCUAUUGUGGUUCUCACGACGCUGGAUGCCCUAUGGAUGAAUGACCAAGUCUUUCCGAAGCGGCUCGGUGUUUUCGAAGCCCUAAAACCGCCGGAAUUUCUGCUCACGGUCCAAAUCCUCGGACUUGACCGCGACUUCAAGAAUUACCGCCUGGCCUACGAAAACGCCCGGGACGAAAGAGCGUAUUUACAGCCACUGCCCGAGGACCAGAAAGUCGCGGUGCCCGGAGCUGCGAUUACCGCUACGGCCUCGUCUGGUGCACCGCAGCAGCAGGGAGGACCAGUCCGACCCGGAGGUGCGGGUGGGCCAGGAACCACAUCUCCAGCCGGUGUUCAGCAUCAGUCAGAAACAAGCACUCUGCCAAAAACCACCGACCCAGUUCCUCUAGACACGCCUAGCGGCCCCGUGGUACCGCCGGACAAAAAUCAAGAGUUUCUUGCCAGACAAGCAAUGGAAGCAGCGGAGGAUCAGGUGGACCGUUCGGGAAGAGGUUCUUCGGAAGCGAUAGAUUCGGAGAAAAUUAUCGUCCCACCGGAGGAGGAAAAACUACAGCCAGCAGGUGUGAUGGCGGGAAGUGGUCCGACGUCGGCGACACCUCCUUCAGAGGAAAAUGCAAACGUCCUUCCCGGGGAGGAGAUAAUAAAGCCCCCUACAGCUGCUCCCGACGCCAAGGCGCAAACCAAAACCGAGGGUGGUGUUCUUGGAGCAGCGGCAGCGCAGCCUGGAGCACCGCUAGCUUCUGGCGCACCUCCCACCGCAGCCAGCAGUUCACCGCUGCAAUUACAACAAGGCGCAGGAGCAGCAAGUUCACAAAUCUCGACACCUCAGUUGCCUUCCGUGUCAGCCUCCGCACUUCCAGCUCCGCCAGGUGCAGGGACACCGACACAGGCGAACCAAGUUGGACAGCCGUCAUUCCGUCCUGUCGGAGCGGUGGAGCAACUUGCAGCAACGCCGGUGGUGGUGCAACCAGCAGCGCAACAGCAGCAACUUUUUUCACCUGCGACAGGAGCAGCUACUUUUCCUCCGCAGCAACCGCCAUCAUCUUCACAACUCGUACAACAACCCUCUCCAUCUACUCCAUUUGUAACAACGGCCGCUGCUCCUGGUGGCACAACGGUGAUCGUACAGGCACCAGGCGCCAGCGCACCUAGUACUGCUCCGGCACAGCCGCAGCAGCAGCCUCUUCCUCAACAACCACAAGCCAUUGCUCCUACUGCUCCACCCGCACAAGUAGCGUUGGGAGCGCCAACUGCUGGCAUAGCGGCCUCAACGCCAACAACCGCUGCACCUACUCCACCAGGUACGACGGGAGCUGCGCCCCCACCCCCUGCAGGUACAGCGGUAGCAGGAUCAAUGCCGCCGAGAACAAUUACAUCCGCCAUGCAAUUCACGUCCGAUGGCUUAGGUACUGUUCCGACCCCUUCUUUGCUUCCGCCGUCUUUCUUGCAGGAAGAGGCCGCUGGUACAACAACCUCUGCUCGCAAGUUGGACGGAGGAGCUGGAGCAAGUGGUUUCCCUAAUGCUGCAGGUGCAGCGGUAAUACCUACAGUACCGGGUGUAGCAAGUACUGCUGCAGUAACAUCAGUUGCCAGCAAUUACGAGAAGAACGAAGAAGGUCUUCACGAGGAGCCAGUAGUUGUUGACACCCGUCCCCCGGUGCGCGGUUGGGGCCUCCUCCGACGAGAGGGAGGCUGGGCCCCACGACGAAAAGACCGGCAAAUAGCGCAGCAGGUCCUCGUUGGCAACGAAGCACUGGCGGACGCAACGGAGGAAGACGGUGAUUCCGCGUUCACGCACGAAAAAACAGCUUUUUCCCCGCUGCGCCACAUGCUUGUCAAACUCGACGAAAUUGUGGUUCGCCCGGCAAAGAGAGUACUGUACUCCGUGAAAGAGUACCUGCUGCAUUCCCCGAAGUACGCGCGACGCGAGCGAGGAGGGUCAUCUGGUGGCGCGCAGUCGCCAGAAGCAACAAACGCACCAGUUGUAGCAGUAGCACCGAGCAGCAGCAGCAGUGAUCGACGAGAGGGCGGGGCUGUUGUGGGUUCUUCGCAGCAAGAGCAGCCAGAAGAUCAAGCUACUGAACAAUUCCACGACCAGCAGGAGGGGACCAGUACUAGCCCUUUCAAAGCCGCCCUGAUCAAUGGUUACGACUUCCUCGCUGCAGCUCUCCUGCAGCUUUCGCAGCAGGAAAAGAGGUCCGAGCAACUGGCCUACUGGACGCAGCGCUUCGACAAGAUCAGCUCCAUUGAGCAGCGGUGUCUGAUGAAACAGGGGACGGGAGAGGAAGCGGGAAAGGUCUUCGUUUCCGAAAACCACGGCUGUCUCGGCGGCCAGGCGGCUGGGGAAAACCUGCCCGCGGGGUCGGGGUCCGGCACCGCGGGUGGACAAACCGCGUCGUCCGUCGAACGGAACUGGAGCGCCUACGAGCCGGACUUGCUGCACAUGUCGGUCCGGAGGAUGGACGACCAGACAUGGGGCCUGUACUUCGCAAGAGAUUUAGUUGCCACCUGUGUCGCCGCCGAGGCCUAUCCCAGUGCCUGCGCGACCAAGUGGCAAACGGUCGCUGGGGUUGCGGGGGACGUGAAACCGCCGAUACUAGUGCCAUCAUCUCCAAGUAGUAGUGCUACGACAACGCACCAGCCGUACCAAAUGAAUCCUCAAGAAACAACAUCAAGUAAGGUCCCUUUCAUCGGGAGAAAGCUGACCGUCUAUAGCGCAGCCCCGGCGGUGCAGUUCGUGCGGUUUCUCGGAUUGUUUUGCCUGACCAUUUUCGGGAUCGUGCUCUUUCUCUUCCUGCUCUUUUUCGCCACCGGGUGCAAGUGCUGCUUCCCGCUGCAAUUGUACCGAACUCCAAUGAAGGUGUGGCUUAUGAGUUGCAAAAGAAAAAGUAUCGCACUCGUAUAAAUGCAUUACAAAUUCCCGCAGCAUGAGGGAUAAAAUUUGCAAUGCUGAUUUCCCUUAAGAGAAAGAUUUGUGAUUCAUGAUUGCAAUACGAGUGCGAUACUUUUGCACAGGAUAUGGCUGCACGAAGGACAAUUUGUCUUGUCCAAUUGGAUGCUGGUAGAAAGCCCUAGAUUGAUUGAGAAUAGAUCUUCUUGGUCAUUUCUACGCGCAGUCGUAUGGUCGUCUCGUUCUUACAAACUUUUCCACACACAUCAUGCGUGAUAGUACACUUCCUGUUGAUAGAUACAACAUGCGCCAAACGGUACAAUGAAUUGCAAAUUCUUUUCCACACGACUCCAGAUCUUCAACAUCAUCGCCAUCGCUCCGACCUACGUUUCGCAUAGCGCUACGAUCCAGGGCGAACUCAACGACGAGAUGUCGCCACGGACUUCCUCGGGCCGGAUGCUGGGGGCCGUCUUUGUCAUGUCGCUUCUGAUCGGCGUGUCGAUCGUGUUGCACGCUUUGUCGCACAAGUACCACUGGCACGCGGAAAACCGCAUGAAAAAUCUUGCGGAAGCGGCGGGGGCGCAGCUUCUGUGAGUAGAGUAACAGGAGGUAGAACUACACGGAGCGGGAAAGUUUUCUUUCCUCUUGUUUCACUUUCUUAUUCUUUCUGUUUUUUCUUUUUCCCCCUUAUCCCCUGAAAUGUAUGUAUCUAAUAUUCUGGAAAAUGAAAAUAGCACUGUAUUUGUAUCAACAGAAGAAAGCGGGAGCGGCUCCCUACGCACUCUCCGUGACGAUCAUAAUGCACUUACCGACUAUCUUCAAAAUGUACCAAAAGUAGCUGAUGUAAAAUGUAAACCCUUGUUUCUUCAUGCUUUUAUAGAAGUGCAAUUCUGCGACUGCGUGUGCGUCAAUAGUGUUAGUGCCACCUACCGUUUCUCUUCUACUUUUCGUUCUACUUCUCGAAAAACAGAACCAAUGUUAUCACCUUUGAUUAUCUUCCGAAUGUCGAGUAAAUGUUGUUGACGACGAUGACGAAGCAGUGUUUAUGCUUCCUUUCCAAGAACCUGCUCCAGAAGCAGAAGCAGCAGCAAGGCCGUGGAAAAAAUGGAGCGCAACGAAAAAGCGUGACUGAAAUUGAAGUCGAUGACACAGGCGUAGUGGAACCGAAAGGGGUGCAAGACAGAAGAGCGACUGCUACGCUUUGCUAAGCAGGCUGCAUCUUUCACCGCACUAGGUUCCCUGAUUUGCCGGUUUAUGAAGCAGCUCACGCAGCCCUUCAUCCACUUCCACAUCGUCACAUCGGCUCUGUCG